Molecule: messenger RNA, 2169 nt
Organism: Cinara cedri
Lineage: Eukaryota; Metazoa; Arthropoda; Insecta; Hemiptera; Aphididae
Source: the annotation of a GenBank genome assembly
AUUUAUAGGCACUGAAUCAUGUCUUUGCGCGUAGUUUAUAGUAAAUCGUUUGGAGUAAAAUACAAAGCUCCUAUUUGUUCUAAAGCAUUUAUUUUAUAUGCGGUAAUAACGUUAUUGACUUUUAUACUGCCAUUUCUAUUUUGUUAUCGGAGUAACGGUAAAUUUUAGAUUUUUUACUUAGAUUUUACUUAGAAUAUUAUUUUAAUACGGUCGUUCUCUGCAGGAUUAUGGCUUAAGUAUGAAACGUAUAGAGAGCAGCCUAGGGUCCAAUUUAAAUUACAGUAUUUAUUAUACGCAGAAACAUCUGAUCAUACGUCUCCAUUGAUUUGCGGAAAUUUUCCACGGACAUUACAAAUCACGGAUGCUUGUUCUACUAUAAAGGUAUAUACGACCUAUUAUAAAGUUCUAUAUUUUUAAAAAAAUAAAAAUAUUCCUACCAUACUUGAUAUUUUUUAUUUUAUUAGGUUAUAGAGGAAGACACUAAUAUAGACGGGAAAAACGAAUUUCUUGAUUUAGAGUUAUACUUGACGACGAAUGACACUGUCGAUGUACUUUCUAUAGCAUUAUUGUUAAUAUUCGAUUUUAAAAUUCAAGUAAAAUAUGUUAUUAAAAUAUUUAUACAUAUAUAUAUUUAAAAUUAGUAUUUAGUGACUGUCAUACACUUUUUUCUAUUAUAGGAUAUGUGUUUAUUUGAAAUGGAAUCUAUGGUUGUAAUUAAUCAUAGUUCUGGAUUGCCUGGCGGUAGAUUGAACGUAUUUGGUGAUUUAGACUUAAUACAGAAAUUACCGUUAGUUUGUUCAACGAGGAGACCUAUUCGUAUAAAUAAGCCCAUAUUGUUAUUUGAAUCCCCUGAUUGGCUUGUUAAUAUUUACGAGGAGUACUCAAAACGAACUCGUUAGUUAUUUUUUUUUUCGUUCACACUCGUAUUAUUCGAAUAUGAGUACUAAUAUACCAUCACAAUUAUUUACAAUUAUAGAUUCUACCAAAUUAAAUAACGUUUUGGUGAAAUGGACAAGAGGUCGAUCUUAUCAACAACCGUUUGUAGUGAAAACCAAAAUAAAUUACAAUUCGGUUGAGAUUAUGUAUAAACCGAAAUUUUGGCAAGUUAUGAAGUGGGCAUGGAUUCAAUAUUUUUCAACACUCGUGUUAUCAGUAUUUGUAUUUAAAAAAAUUAAAAAAUUUGUAUUCACAAAACAUAUAGUUAAUACGUUAAUUGAACGCUCAAUGUGAAAUUAUGAAUAAAUAGCUACGAGAAAUAUAGUUCACUUGAAUAAUUAAAUGGUUAAAUGGGAAUACAAGUAUAAGGUACAUUUUACAUGUUUUAUAGUAUUAAAUUAUUUAUUGCAUAAUACUCUAAUAGAAAUAGUUAAUUCCAGCUUCCAGGAAAUGUUUUAAUAAAAAGAAAAGUUAAAAAUGUUGUACACAUAAUUAUUAUAAUAACUUAAUAUAUUUUCUUAUUUUGGUUUGGUUUGUUAACUAAAGUUAUUUUGUUCAUUAAAAUCUAAAGUUUUGACACGAAUAUAACAAUUUGACACUGUGUUGAACAAAUUUAAGUAUAGUAUACGAUUGUGUGAAUAAAAAAUGUUACGAUUCAAUAAUAGACGUCAUUUGUAUAAUAAUUAUGGCUGGAUAAGAAAUAAUAUUACCGUUGUACGACAAUAGAUAAUGGACAAGAUGUCUUUAUUAAAACGACCUAACAAUUUAUUCAUUCAUAUUCGCAAGCGUAAUAUACUGAUAUAAUACAUAUAAUGUAGGUAGGUGUAGCAAUCAGAUGUAGAAUGUCUGUCAGUUUUGACACGUAUCGAGAGGUAUACAAUGUGACGAGGGUACAUGAUAUGCAGUGUAAUGCAUAAUAUAAUAUAUAUUAUAUACAAUGCAGAUCGUAAUUACUAAAUGAAAUAAAAUCUAGAGAACAAUGUUUACUAAACAAAAUUUAAAUUUAAAUCGUCAUUUGAAAAUAUAACAUUAUCCAAACGGGGAUAUUAUAAUAUUUUAAUUCGCGUGUUAUAUUUUAAUAAUUUAUCUAUAAUACGAGUAUUUUGGUAAAUAAUUGAUUUAGAGCAGUACUGCUGGUUUGCAGCUAGACAAUAUCUUGUGGGUUAUCGCACUAUUUUUCGUUAGGAUAUAAUAGAAAAGGAUAAUUUUACCGGAUGUAAAUAACAGCGUAAC